Molecule: messenger RNA, 3635 nt
Organism: Rhinopithecus roxellana (golden snub-nosed monkey)
Lineage: Eukaryota; Metazoa; Chordata; Mammalia; Primates; Cercopithecidae
Gene: LMO3
Product: LIM domain only 3
Exons: 5
Coding region: 355-792 (145 amino acids)
Biological process (GO): positive regulation of transcription by RNA polymerase II
Cellular component (GO): nucleus
Molecular function (GO): DNA-binding transcription factor binding; transcription coactivator activity
Source: RefSeq, a predicted model, not a curated record
UUCUUCUCAGUGCAUUGGCUGAGACAGUGCGCACGAGACACACACACAUGCACGCACACACAUACACACACACACACUCACACAUACUGUGGUGUUUUCAGAGUGGCUCUAGCAGAGAGGUGGGGUAGAACAGCAGGAAGCUGUGCGGAUGGGUGAAGUGCAUGUAUGCCUGCCUAGACGGGCCAGAAAAGCCAAACUUAAGAAAUCCGCCUAUGUACAGAACAAGUCAACUAAGGGGUUCUCAUUAAUCUACCGUCUCUGAAUAUCGUUAUUUUUCAGGAGAAGCGCUACAAAGCAGCCACUGUGCUUACUGAACGGCCUCCCCCUGUAUCGCUUAAUUGAGAAGGUAUACAAAUGCUCUCAGUCCAGCCAGACACCAAGCCGAAAGGUUGUGCUGGCUGCAACCGAAAGAUCAAGGACCGGUAUCUUCUAAAGGCACUGGACAAAUACUGGCAUGAAGACUGCCUGAAGUGUGCCUGCUGUGACUGUCGCUUGGGAGAGGUGGGCUCCACCCUGUACACUAAAGCUAAUCUUAUCCUUUGUCGCAGAGACUAUCUGAGGCUCUUCGGUGUAACGGGAAACUGUGCUGCCUGUAGUAAGCUCAUCCCUGCCUUUGAGAUGGUGAUGCGUGCCAAGGACAAUGUUUACCACCUGGACUGCUUUGCAUGUCAGCUUUGUAAUCAGAGAUUUUGUGUUGGAGACAAAUUUUUCCUAAAGAAUAACAUGAUCCUUUGCCAGACGGACUACGAGGAAGGUUUAAUGAAAGAAGGUUAUGCACCCCAGGUUCGCUGAUCUAUCAACAUCACCCCAUUAAGAAUACAAAGCACUACAUUCUUUUAUCUUUUUUGCUCCACAUGUAUAUAAGAAUCGACACAGGAACCUACUGAAUAGCGUAGAUAUAGGAAGGCAGGAUGGUUAUAUGGAAUAAAAGGCGCACUGCAUCUGUAUGUAGUGAAAUUGCCCCAGUUCAGAGUUGAAUGUUUAUUAUUAAAGAAAAAAGUAAUGUACAUAUUGCUGGAUUUUUUUGCUUGCUAUUCGUUUUUGUGUCACUUGGCAUGAGAUGUUUAUUUUGGACUAUUGUAUAUAAUGUAUUGUAAUAUUUGAAGCACAAAUGUAAUACAGUUUUAUUGUGUUACCAUUUGUGUUCCGUUUGCUUCUUUGUAUUGUUGCAUUUAGUACAAUCAGUGUUUAAACUUACUGUAUAUUUAUGCUUUCUGUAUUUACCGGCUAUUUUAAAUGAGCUGUAACUUUCUAGUAAAGAAUUGAAAAGCAAAUCUCACUAAUGAUACACAGAUAGAUAAAGCAAGUCUAUCAACAUGAAAAAUACUAAAAAAUAAAGACACACACAGAGCAUUUUAGUGACAUCAGCUACUUAUUGCCGCUAUAAGUUAGAGUCUAUCAGUGUUCUUGUUAUAACCCCCUAUUUUCAGGGGGUUAAAACUAAGCUUUAAAAAAAAAACAUAAAAAUUUCAUCUUAAAGCACUUUCAUUUUAUACCAACGUGAAAAGUGCCAUUUUUAGAAUAACUUUAAAGCUUAACAGGUUUCCUUUUAAUAUCCUUUUUUGGUGUGCUCUUUACCUACACAAUGGCUUUGCUUUGCUUUUUCAGCCACACCCCUUAUGUGAACUAGUGCCUUUGGGUAUCAUGUAAAAUUUUUUCCAAAGGGUUACUUUAAAAAUCUGUUACCACAAUUAUGAGAUAAUCUUUAAGCGAUAAAUUAAGCUUGUUGUAUAAAGUCUGCCCAGAUCUCUCCACAAGAGCUGAGGGUUUAAUAACUUUAUGGCUUAAUAAAUGUAUGACACUGAAAAGAUUUGAGUGUGAAUCUACUGAAAUCACUAUAAUGCACAUUGAAGCUGUGAUGGUAUUUGAGUAGUGAGGUUACUUUUGAUCAGAGCAACAUAAUGCUCAUAGAAUCUUCUAGAAGAAGAGAAACAAAGGGAUUGAUAAAAAGCUGAGAGCUAGUGAUUAUAUAUUUUUUUGUAUUUACCUGACAUUUAUUUUAAUGUUCAAAAAGUAAACGCAUUAAGUUUGAUGUGUUUUACUCUCUCACUGUUUUAAGUAAUCACCAACUCAGAAUACAUCACUCUUAGGCUGAAAUUUGUCUCUCCAUUUUUUAAGGUGAAAUAGUACUACCUUACAUGAUAGCAUACAAAGAAGAAAGCUCUAGAAACAGAAAUUAUGGAGAAUGAUUAUUUAAAUUACAAUUAAGGAAAUGAGAAUAUGAUCCCCUCUUCUGGGUUGCCCACAACCUUGCUUCUUUGCUUUUGCUCCUUGUAAUAGAACUACUUUUCAACAAAUCUAAUUCUACACGGCACUAUUAACCAUAUUUUCACUACAGCAAACUUAGUGCUAUGGGUUUUCUUUUUCUUUGUUUUUUCUUGAUCACUUGUAUAGGAAACAAUAUUUUCCAGUGUUAUUUGCAUAUAUAUUUUGUCCUUACAAUAUAUGCAUUACAGAUGAGAAUUAAAUGUUAUACCUGGAUUCUUGGGUUGGGGCCAAAAUAUUAAGCUGAAAAUAAUGCUGGUGUGGAUUUGUUUUAAAACAAAGCUUUAUUAUGAACAUGCAUGUGAAUCUGGAUAUUGCCUCUUAUUUUUAAGAAAAUGGUUCUGUGAAAAGUGAAUGAAAUGUAUUUUUACAAAUGCUUCAUGGUUAGGAAUCUUCAAGUCCCAUGUUCCCCAGAUUUGAGAUAUGCUAAAGAAAGAAAUUCAAAAAUAGCUAUUUGGGGCCCACAAAAAUAACUAUUAUUUUAGCCUUAGAGCCUUACACUUGUUUCAUGAAGAGAAAGGACUUGCAUAACCAAAAUAAACAAAACAAGACACAUUAAAAAUGUGUGGGGGAGAGAGAAGUGAAAAGUGGUUUUCUUAAUGCAGCCCUGCUGGUCCCCAUUAACAAUUGCUUGAAAUUCAUGUGGAUGUAAAAUUAUAAUUGUCAGUAUCUUAUUCAGAUGAUCUUUUAAGAUUUAGCUGGUUUUGCUUUUGUUUAUCUAUAUGUCAAAAUACUUGUCAAUUGGGAACAAACUUCUCUCAGCUUCUUGAAGCUGUUCAACUAUCCUUGCCAUUGGAAGACCAAACAAGGUUUUCACUUUUUCUUUCACAUAAUAUGCUGAGAAAUAUUUCUUAUGCUUUUUACUACAAACAAAAUUACUCACCUGGAUUAAAGAUUAAGGCCUUAAUCUGUUUAGAUUAUCUUUAAUCUCCAUGAAAUUGUGAAACAAGACAGGAAUAAUGUGUCAGCUGUAGGCCGUUUUACAGCUAAUUGCCCAUAAAUUGUAGCAUUUAUUGACCUGAAGUACUAAGCUAAUUGUCUUGACUACUCAAAGCCCCUGAAUUGUUGUCAACUUUCCCCUUUGUGUUGUGUAGCCCUAACGUCAUUUAGCUUGUUGUCCGAUGCCUCCAGUAGGACACCUUCGAUGGAGCUUUGAUUUCUGAGCAGCGAAAGCUCCCUUCCUAAGACGCAUCUCGCAUAGGCUGCCUAUGAUGAAGGACCGUGCACCUCCACUCCAACAGAGUGCUGAGUUUAAAGCUGACCUGUGUUUGUAAUUUCACUUUCAUCUUGCUUAAUAAAUAUCUGCUGGAUUCUUCCAUUCACUUUUUUACAUUUGGAUUUAUGUUUUUAAUAAAAGGGGUGUUAUACUA